Messenger RNA from Gossypium arboreum, 201 nucleotides. RefSeq lists its product as uncharacterized. NCBI's taxonomy places the organism in Eukaryota, Viridiplantae, Streptophyta, Magnoliopsida, Malvales, Malvaceae. The transcript has 2 exons. Bases 1 to 201 code for a protein of 66 amino acids. The record is from RefSeq and is a predicted model, not a curated record.
AUGUCGGAGGCACCAUUCAGACAUAGGGAAAAGCUUAUCGAGUAUCAGAAAUAUUUUCAAGGUAUCCACAAACACACUUACUUGAAAGGUCCUUACGAUAAGAUCACAUCUGUCGCCAUUCCCACCGCUCUUGCUGCAAGUUCCUUGUUUUUAAUCAUGAAGAUCUAUAACAUGUCUCAUGGGAUUGGAAAAAAGGAAUGA